GGCAACGCUUAUUUGCGCUCGAGCAGCGAACGUGGUAGCACAGCUUUGAGCACUAGCAGCUUACCGUCCAAACUGCGAGAAGGAAAAGCGGCAGUUUCGAAAAUCCGUAGAGGAAAUCGAGUUCGUAGCGGUUACUUUAAUUGGCGAUAAUAGUAAUAAAAUCGAGUUAGUGCACGUUGCGCUUUCCCAUUUCGAAUGAAAAUCUGAAAAUAUUGCAGUUUAGUGUGGAGAAAAGAGCUAGUCGGGUGAAACUAAUUUGAUAAAAACUCCGCUUUCCGCCCAUUCGAAGCCGCGUGGUCAAGUGGCAGACAAUUGUGCAACCUCAAGACUCUUAACCUUAACAAUUAUAUUUCGGCCACAAAAAACUAUUGGCACAAUUCAGUUCGAUUCGAGUGCGCGCCAACUCACUUUUACCCGCAAAAGCAAUAAAGGCAAAAGCAAUAAGGCAAAAAGCACGCUUUGAAAACGAAAGCAAAGCACAAGUUCCAUUCAACACCCACCGCGCUUGCCAAAAUCUCAAGUGGCAGCCCCCAGAAGACAGUAGGCCCAAGCCAGAAGACCGAAGACAGAAGACAGCAGACAGCAGACAGAAGACAGAAGACCGAAGACAGAAGAGAGCAAAAUGGUCGAGAAAACAGAAAUGUCGAAAUUCGUUGGCGUUGCCGACAUAACCGAGAACAAGAAAAUCUGGCGCAUGCUGCUCGGCGAACUGGUGGGCACAUUUUUCUUGAUCUUCGUCGGCGUUGGCAGCACGACGAGCGGAAGUGUACCACAAAUCGCAUUCACCUUUGGCUUGACGGUGGCCACCAUCGCCCAGGGCUUGGGCCACCUCAGCGGCUGCCACAUCAAUCCGGCCGUCACCCUUGGAUUCCUCAUCGUUGGCGAGAUCAGCAUCCUGAAGGCCGCCUUCUACAUCAUCGUCCAAUGUGUGGGAGCCAUCGCUGGAGCGGCUGUGAUCAAGGUGGCACUCAAUGGCGUGGCUGGUGACGACCUGGGCGUGUCCUCCUUCGAUCCCUCCCUGCACAGUGCACAGGCGGUGCUGAUCGAGGCACUGAUCACCUUUGUUCUGGUGUUCGUGGUGAAGGCGGUUUCGGACCCUGGACGCCAGGAUAUCAAGGGAUCAGCGCCGCUGGCUGUCGGCCUGUCCAUCACCGCUGGCCAUCUGUGCGCGAUCAAACUGAGCGGCGCCAGCAUGAAUCCCGCCCGGUCCUUUGGCCCCGCCGUUGUGCAGGGCAUCUGGGCCUACCAGUGGGUUUACUGGGUGGGUCCCAUUGCCGGCGGCCUGCUGGCCGGAGUCAUCUACAGAUUGGUCUUCAAGGUACGCAAGGGCGAUGAUGAGACCGACUCGUACGACUUCUAGACCGUGGCCGAGUACCGUCUAUGUAUUCCUGUAAAUGUGCGCACCUGCUUCCUUCCCAUUCCCAUCACAAAAUCGCUUUCCAUUUAGCCAGAUUCACAUCGAAUUCGUUGCCGAAAUUUCUCGUAGCUUGGGUUUGCUCCAACAUCACAACCAGCUAGAAUUUUCCACGCAAUUGUACCUUUUAAAUUGUUAUUUGAAUAAGAAGGCAAAUGUCUCGUUUUAGUUGUACCGCGAAGCCACUUUAAAAUACGCAAUAUUGUAUUUGAGUAAUUUUAAGCUAAAUUAUAUGCACAUCAUCAUUACGCGAAUCGAGGGAAAACUGUAUUGAAGCUUAACUAAAUUUUACUGCGACAGCACUUUCGAAACCAGCGAACAGGUGGAUUACCUAUGUCGUUGAUCGCCGCUUGCUGAGCACCUGCGAAUUGUAUUAUGACUAUGUGUAAUAAAAAAUAUUAAGAAAAUACAA
Drosophila erecta is the source of this 1826-nucleotide messenger RNA. It is a transcript of the gene Drip, whose product is annotated as aquaporin. Gene Ontology annotation, biological process: transmembrane transport. The transcript is spliced from 4 exons. Bases 623 to 1360 code for a protein of 245 amino acids. Gene Ontology annotation, molecular function: water channel activity. Gene Ontology annotation, cellular component: plasma membrane. NCBI's taxonomy places the organism in Eukaryota, Metazoa, Arthropoda, Insecta, Diptera, Drosophilidae. The record is from RefSeq and is a predicted model, not a curated record.